Messenger RNA from Culex quinquefasciatus (southern house mosquito), 5018 nucleotides. RefSeq lists its product as uncharacterized. The transcript has 9 exons. Lineage: Eukaryota; Metazoa; Arthropoda; Insecta; Diptera; Culicidae. Gene Ontology annotation, cellular component: ribonucleoprotein complex. The coding region runs from base 136 to 4248 and encodes 1370 amino acids. Gene Ontology annotation, molecular function: RNA binding. The record is from RefSeq and is a predicted model, not a curated record.
AUCUUGUCAAAUUUUGAUGCCUGGCGUCAGGUCUUGUUUUCGCGUUUCGAUCACAUUUCGCAACGAAAAGUGGUGAAAAAGUGGAAUAAAUUUGGCAACAGCUAGUCGGAAAUUGCUGAUAAGCUUGCGUUGAAAAUGGCAGCCCCACCGCCGGCCGAUGGCGGCAGCACCGGCUUCUACGUGUACGUGGGCAACGUUCCGAAGACCGCCUCCGAGGACCAGCUGCGUCGGUUUUUCGGCGAGUGCCGUGGCAUUCUGGCGUUCAGCUUCCGGCUCGAGGACUGCACCUACUGUCCGACCAAGAUCGCCUUCAUCAAGUUUGCCAACCGCGACGACCAGGAACGGGCGUACGGCCUGAACCAGCAGUUCUUCCAGGGCAAGCGGGUGUUUGUGGCCAGCGUCGACUCGGAGGCCAACUUUACGCCCAAGUUUUCGGUGAUGGUGAAGAAUUUGAACGAAUAUAUUACCGAGGAGGACAUUUACGAGCACUUUAAGCACAUCGGAACGAUCGAGUGCGUGCAGAAGCCGGCCAACAACUACGGCUACGUUUCGUUCGAUCGUUGCGAGAGCACUCAGCGGGCGUUGAUCUUGAAGAACCGGAAUCUGAAGGGCGUGGACAUUGAGAUACAGCAGGUGCGGAGGAAUAUCUGCAUCUUGCUGGAGAAGCCCACCGGACCGCAGUUCGGUUCGAUCCGGGAAAAGUGCGAGGAGUUGGGACUGCGUUAUGAGCCGGAAUCGGAGUCGGAAACGAAGCUGCUGGUGACCAACAUUCCGCGCCAGGCGCAGGAAGCGGACAUCCUGGAGUAUUUCGGCCGGUUCGGGAAGAUUGUGGACUGGCAGAUGCAAAAGUCGGUCAUUUCGGUGCUGACGAACAGUGCUUGUGUUACGUACAGUGACGCGAAAACGGCUCGCCGGGUGUUUUUGGGAGGACCGCACUUUUUCCAGGGCGUGUGUCUGGAUGUGUACAACCCACGGAUUACGUACGGAGAGCUGCAGUCUACUACGGCCGUGCUCUUAAAACGGACCAACGUUUUCCUCACCAACGACGAGAUCUACCAGGCGAUGAACGAGUGUGGCCGGGUCAGCUAUAUCCAUCGCGUCGACUCGACCCGGUUCUGCACGAUUGUGCGGUUCCGCUUUGCGAUCGCGGUUUCGCAGGCCAUGAGGCUGAAGCAGAUCGCCGGGGAAAACGUAACGGUCGUGCGAUAUACCGAACCAAAUUAUCUUACCGAUACGGCACCGAUUCCGGAAGCGUUCCCCAAGAGUGGCGUCCGGAUGCAAAAGGAGGAACUUUUGCGCCGUUUGGUUGAGCAGGAGGAACGUCUCGAGCUGUCCCGGCUGCAAACCGUUCCGAACGAAGCGUACGCCAAUCCGGACGGAAAGUUUUACCGGCAUGAAGUGCAAAUAAUGAACUACCCGAUCGGGACGACUCUCGGCCAGUUCCGGGACUACUUCCGCAAGCACGGCACCGUGAUCAACCUGCGCGAGUUCAUCCAGGGUGACUGCAUUGGGGUUGCGAUCGUGAGCUUCGAUACUCGGCUGGAGGCGCGCCGGGCCUGCUCGAUGAACCAGAACUUUAUGAACGGCAAGCGGUUGCUGAUCCACAUGGCCGACGAGAAGCUGUUCCUGGAUCCGGAGCUGUGCGUGGGCGUGAUGGGUCUGUCGACGGCCACCACCGAUGAGCACAUUUACGAUCGCUUCAGCGAGAUUGGCGCCGUGAAGUUUGUGCUGCGUGAAACGAGUGGCCGGGCGGUCGUUUGCAUGGAGCACCGGCGCUGGCUGGACGCGGUGAUGCGCGUCAUUUUGGUGGGAAAGAGUCGGGUUCAGGUGAGCCGAUUGUUUGGCGGCCCCGGCCCGGGCAAUCCGAACGUGCCAAACAACCAAUUUCAGCCGCGGCAGCAUGGGCCGCCGCCGUCGCAAGGAAACGGCUGGAUGCCCGGGCCGCAGGGGGUUAUGCCACGGCCAAACAUGAUGCCGCGCGGACCGGCGCCGAGACAGGUGGUGCCGUCGCGGCCAAAUUUGCGCCAAGUAGAAAUUAUGCAAGGUAACGGAAGACCGCCGCUGCUCGGGCAGGGUCCACCGAUGCGACCACAGUUCGGCAACAAUGGUCCUCCGAUGAUGGGGUCAAAUGGUCCUCCGAUGAUGCAAGGUGGACCCCGGAUGAUGGGCCCGAAUGGUCCUCCGAUGAUGCAGGGAGGGCCAAUGGGGUCAAAUGGUCCCCCGAUGAUGCAAGGUGGACCCCGGAUGAUGGGCCCGAAUGGUCCUCCGAUGAUGCAGGGAGGGCCAAUGGGGUCAAAUGGUCCCCCGAUGAUGCAAGGUGGACCCCGGAUGAUGGGCCCGAAUGGACCUCCGAUGAUGCAGGGUGGACCGAUGGGCACAAAUGGCCCACGUCCGAUGAUGCAAGGUGGACCAGGACCGGGACCUGGACCGAUGAUGCAAGGCGGACCCAUGCGACCACCGGGACCUAUGGGAAUGGGUCCUAAUGGACCUCCGAUGCCAGUCGUAACACAAUCAAUGAGACGUCUAAUGCAGGUUGUUGAAGUACAAAUGAACAACAUUCAAGCCUUCAGUCAAAUGCCAAUGAUUGAGCAGUUCAACCUGGUUCAUGGAAUCGUGAACCAGUUCAUCAAUUUUCCGCAGUUUGUCGGUUUGAGCGCAGACGCCAAGAUCAGCUAUCUAAUCAGUGGCGUCAACGGCUUCAACUACGCAAAUUCCUUCACACUUUUUACCUAUCCACAGCAGCAAACGAUGAUUUCGAUCAUUCAAGCAGACUUUCUCAAAACCGUUAGCGCACCGUCGGUUGUGCCCCCUAAUGAGGCACCAGUCCCAGGACAACCCAACCCUUCGCAAGAAAAUGUCGAAAGUAUCAUCGACAACGACGGCGUUCUAGCCCCGUGGCAAACCAUGAAAAAGACCAAAAUGGUAAUCACCAACAAGGAAAAGUCUCCAAUCUCCGAAGAAAUAUCCGCUCAAGAUCGCUUCGAAGAAGCCGAACGACUUCGCAAUGCCAGCGAACCAACCGAAGAAAAAGAAGAAGUUCAGAUCCAGGAAACUCUUUCCGUGAGUUCCGGCUCGGAUAGCAUCCCACCGGCUCCGGCUCCACCGAUCAUAGACCUCGCCAAGUCCCGUUCCCGGUCAAAAUCACCCAUGACCCUGCCCACGCAGUACUGUCGCGUAGCCAGACGUCGAAAGUCUCGAUCACCACGCCGAAAGAGCCGACACAGGUCCCGAUCGCCACGCGGACGUCGAUCGCGAUCCCCCGUUCGAGCCAGACGCCGCUCUCCGUCGCCAAGAUCACGCCGCAGGCUCAGCCCAAUCUCUAGGGCUCUCGAGUCCCGCCCCAUCUCGCACAUCAGCCGUCGGCGUCGUUCGCUGUCCAAGUCACCCCGACGGUACACCCGCGAUCGCAGCCCGGCGCGUCGCAGAAGCCACCGGAGAGAUUCCCCGCCAGCCCGGAGCGUCCGCCGAUCGCGGACUCGAUCGCCCCGGCCACACCGACGGCACAUUUCACCGCCAGCUCGCCGACACUCGCCAAUCAGAAGACCUUCCCCGGUCAGGCGUAGAUCGCCCUCGGUCGUGCGUUCCAAGUCACGAUCCCACUCGUUGUCGCCCUUGUGGGACGAGGAGGUAGCGCUGGACGAGAUGAGCCUGGACGACUUUACCCACGAAAGAUCGGCAUCACUGUCGUUGAGUCCCAUUUCUGACCGGGGUUCACCGUUUGAUGAAGACAUUGCCGAUGAUCGUGGCCAUAGCGCAGAACCGAUAGGAUCUACCAACGAUCGAACGCUGUUCGUGAACAACCUACCGUACGACACGACCGACGCCGACCUGGAGGAACUGUUCGGCAAGUACGGCGAAGUCGUGUCGCACCGGUUCGUAGAACAUCCGCAGAACUUUGAAACGAAGCGGGCGUACGUUACGUUCGAUACGCUGGACCAGGCCGUUCGAGGGCUGGAUCUUCACCUGAAGCGGCACCGCCAGCUUCUUCUGCGCGUUGCGUUCGUCAACAAGCGUCAGAUGUGGCGCGCCGGCUUCGCGGUCAAUGUGACCGUUGCGAAAGAUUACGACGAGCUGCCCAUCUACGAGACGUUCAAGAUGUGCGGCGAAAUCACCUGCCUGUGGACGCGGCUGUUCAACUCGAAGAAGUACUGCGUGAUCGACUUCAAACACCGGGACGCGGUUCCGAUCGCGCUGGAGGUGCGCCAGCUGCACAACGGCUGGAAGUGUCGCGUGACGGCGAUUAUCUGAGCCGGGACGGAGUCCUUCCGGACGGGGGAAAACAAACUAUGGUCACACCGGAAGUGCACUCGCGGAUAUUGGGCAGCGUUUCAGGAAAGUUACAUUAUGCUCGGGUACGUUCAAAUAACUGCAUGAUGAAUGCAUCUUGUUUUCGUUUCAGAUUUCUUGCAAGCUUGUCGAACAGAGGCUUCGACUUCGAAACGGUUCAGUUUUGCAAAACGAGGCGCAGAUUGGAGUGGUUCGAAUCCGGGCUUCUUCGGGGCUACCCCCAUGAGAUUGAAGAUUGGCUAAGUUCCAAAUUUGUGCUCAUUCUAACCACGGGAACCCCUCGCUCUAAUCGCUUGAAAAAAUCUUCAAAAUUUUUGAAGCAAAGCAACUGAUUCUCAGAUGUGGAACCUUGAUAAAAUUUGGAAAAAAUGCUCGAAGUCACCACAUUUUUAGGAUUUUUUAUGGAAAGUCAUGAGCUUCCGAAAAUGAACAUUUUUGCGCGGUCGGCCUCUCCACAGGUUGGAAAGUAAAACAGUUGCUUUCUUCCAUACAAACUUCAAGCGUUUAAAGGGAGUGGUUCCCGUGGUCAAAUUCCCGUGGAAUUUAGUGAUGGGUCAAUGUCUGAUUUCAGCAGUUAGCUCCGAGCAGGCCCGGAUUUUGACCACCCUAGUGCAGAUCCUGUCCCAGAUACCAGGAAUCGGCAGGAUUUUGUCGUGUUCAGGUAAGUCAUUUGGAAUUUUGGAAAUUUGGAUUUUCAAUAAUAAAAUAAAACUGCAGGACAUAAAAUACAA